AUGUCGUACCCUCUCCCUCCAGGCACGAGCUCGCUCCCCGCGCGACCACCGCCCAGCAAGACGCUCCCUGCGCGGCCGCCGCCCAGCACCAGCGGCUUCAAGCCGGCCUUUACGCCCUCGAGCGUGCAAAAGAGCCAGAAGCCCGCGUCGGCCCCUCCCAUUACAUAUGCGUCGUACCCGCACCGAGCGGCCCCCGGCGGCGCGCAACCCCAGUAUGGCGCGGCAGCGUCCCAGUACAGCGCCGCGCCCAGCGUGAGCGCCGCGCCCUACUCGUACGGAGCCCAGCCGACCAGCUACGGCCAGCAAUCCUACGGCCAGAACGGAUACGGCGCCGCCAGCAGCAGCAGCAGUAAUGCCGGACCGCACAUACGAAACCCAUUCCCGGAGCCCGGCAGCGCAGCAGCAGCCGCCGCCGCGCCCAUGACCGCCGGCGGCGCUCCCACCGCCGAGUACGACGCCGAGAUGGCAGCGCAGAUUGCGCAGUGGCAGAGCGCAUACCUUCCGCGCGACCCCAACGCCAAGGACGCCAAGGGCAACCCGGUCGAGCCGCUCGUCAAGGCGCCGGAGAUCUCGGUCGCGCAGGCCCACCCGGACAAGACGGUCGUCCGGCACGGCGGCGGCACCAAAUGGACCGACGAGACGCUGCUCGAGUGGGACCCGUCGCACCUCCGCCUCUUUGUCGGCAACCUCGGCGGCGAGACGACCGACGAUGCCCUGCUCAAGGCGUUUGCCCGCUGGCCGUCGGUGCAAAGGGCGCGCGUCAUCCGCGACAAGCGCACCACCAAGUCCAAGGGCUACGGCUUCGUCAGCUUCAGCGACGCCGACGAUUUUUUCCAGGCCGCCAAGGAGAUGAACAACAAGUACAUCCAGAACCGGCCCGUUGUCGUGCGCAAGGCCAACACGGAGAUCAAAGUCACCAGCGCAAAGGACAAGAACAGGAACCAUAAGAACAGGAAUAAGAGCGGCUCGGGCGGCCACGGCCACGCUCAGCAGGGCUACGAGGCAAACUUGGGCGCCAAGUCGGCGGCCGGUGUGGUCAAACCCGGUCAGAAAACCAAGAAUGGUCUGCGACUACUCGGAUGA
Molecule: messenger RNA, 1083 nt
Organism: Cordyceps militaris CM01
Lineage: Eukaryota; Fungi; Ascomycota; Sordariomycetes; Hypocreales; Cordycipitaceae
Product: RNP domain protein
Exons: 1
Coding region: 1-1083 (360 amino acids)
Molecular function (GO): mRNA binding
Source: RefSeq, a predicted model, not a curated record